Dissoconium aciculare CBS 342.82 is the source of this 1214-nucleotide messenger RNA. RefSeq lists its product as uncharacterized. The record is from RefSeq and is a predicted model, not a curated record. NCBI's taxonomy places the organism in Eukaryota, Fungi, Ascomycota, Dothideomycetes, Mycosphaerellales, Dissoconiaceae. The transcript has 2 exons. The coding region runs from base 128 to 940 and encodes 270 amino acids.
UUAGUAGUGUAGUGAUCAUAAAGCGGCCCCUCCUCGUCACUUCUUUCAUCAUCACUUUGACGCUAGCUUUCUAUCACACUACGCCUUCGCUUGACCAUUCCUUGAGCCUCGUACAACAUUUGCAAGGAUGACACACCGAGUUCCACACGCGACUGCAAGCUUCCAACACAAUGAUCAGUUUCCUUUCUGUGGAUUCGCAUACAUAACUGCGACCUUCACAAGUACGAUCAGUAGCGCACUGUCAACCGCCGCACAGGAAUUACAGAGAGACGUCUUGGACGUAUUGCAGUCAAUACAGAAGAUCGUCAACAUGUCCAAUGACGGUAGUACACGCGAGCAAAUUCUUGCAAACGCAAACAUCCUCUUCCCCAUCUUCCUCCCCGAUAAACUCAUCGUAACUUACGCCAACCCGUGUCGACAUAUCCCACCACUCCAGCUUGCGCUGCUCCGCAACAACUCUGACCAGUUCCAAGCAAUGGUCUUCUACGGGCAGCCCGAGACCUCCCGCAAAGCCCAUUUCCUCUUUUCCGCGCCCGCCGAGAGUCCGAAAGACGCUAUGCAGCAACUCCUCUUGCUCACGGCACGCUUAGUCAAAGAAGAAGCGCUGAAAAACUUCUAUCCAUCCCAGGAACUGCUCUACGUUGCAGAGCCGGAGGGAGGGUACAUGAAACAGACGCAACGUGGUCCCGAACGGGAUGGAGGUGAUCAUGAAGAAGCCAUCGAGCCGCGUUUCUGCUGCGGAGAUGAUAGCGAUGAUCGUGCCUUUUGGUGGUCCAGCACGAACGCUUGUAAUCCGGACUUUUAUCAGAAUCUGGCUGAGAUCGAACGCGAGAUUGAUGCCCUGGGCUCGGACUACUUUAGCGAUCAGGACGACGGUGGGGAGCUGAAGGAUUCGGGCUGCAACCGCGUCGAGCGGAGUGCCAGUGCCGCUGUGUGGUGAAUUUACGGGAGGGUUCCGACGCGAGACAUGGCGUUUUUGGUGAUGGGGUUGGGUUGGGACCGAAAAGUUUAUUGCUGAGACGAAGUCGCUGUCCGACGCUCUUGCUCGUGCCUACGUUCCUCGUGGUGGCUGGACAUGAGGGUGCUUUUGAAUGGUGCUUGAAGAGGUAGAAAUAUGGGGACAUGAACAGACCCGAUCGAUUGGUGUAUCUCACGCUACGCAUUGGUGGACAGAGAUCUCGUACGCUCACUUCUACGCCUUUGAUCAACGGAUG